CAUCCUCCCACUCCUCCUGGUAGCCGCCGCGCGCUGCUUCACAGUUCACACCAUCAGUCGGGAAUCAAGACACACAUGGCCUGUUGCCUCUCCUGUUUCCAUCCGCAGGCGGCGACUCCAACACAAUGUCUUGUGAAGCCAACCUAUUCUCUAACGGCUAGCUGCUGCUGCUCGCCAAGGCUGGAACCAGAACCUUCGUCUCUUCCUUGGUGCUAUAUCUAAGUUAGCUGAAUGCCACGUCGUGGAAAAAGUAGCAAACCAAGCUAUGGCCGGACGACCGGUAGUCCGUACAUCCACAAGCCGCUUCCUAGCGGUGUUCCAGUACCUAUGUGCUUUUGUGGUGAUCCUUGCAAGGUAGAAAUUUCGGAAGACGAGGAAACCUAUCGGCAGAGGUAUUGGAUGUGUUCGAAUUUUGCCUGGGAGCCUACGCCAAAACAACGCCGCAGUAACUUUAUUACCCCUCCACCAUUGUGUGAUUUUGAGCAAUGGAUCGACACUGAGGUUAAGGAGUCCGACAAGCGGCUUCUACAAGGCCUAAAGGAGUGGGAUGCAGAGCGUGCAGAGAUAUUAGAGAAGAGACGUAGAGAGGAGGCUCAAAAGAGGGAGCACAAGGAAGAGGAGGAAAGAAGACGUGUUGCUGCGGCUCGGGAGGAGAGGGAAAAGAAGCUUGAGCGUGUGCGCCGAGCGAAGGCAGCUAUUGAUGAGAAUCCAGAUGCCCAGAGGAAGGGAAAGUGGCCUCGUUGCACUCAGUAGUUACAUUACCUUUUUGUUCUUUGUUUGGUUCAUGGACAAUAUUGUUUUGUGUUGGACUUUUCAAUUUGUUGUUAUGUAAUGCACUUUAGCAAUUUUAAUUUGGUUUCAUUAUUAGUAGACAAUAUUUUUAUUUGAGUAUUGCAUAGGCAAUGAAAUGAGGAUAAUUAGUUGAAAUAGAAGUU
Sorghum bicolor (sorghum) is the source of this 935-nucleotide messenger RNA. RefSeq lists its product as uncharacterized. Lineage: Eukaryota; Viridiplantae; Streptophyta; Magnoliopsida; Poales; Poaceae. The coding region runs from base 232 to 753 and encodes 173 amino acids. The transcript has 4 exons. The record is from RefSeq and is a predicted model, not a curated record.